AUGGAGGUGAGUCCCGAGGCUCAAGCACGCGGGGCAGAGGGUGUGAACGGAGGUGAGCGGCUCCCCGUGGAGGACAGCUCGCCUUCCUGGGCCGGAGCUGCACAGCCUCGAGGGGACCGCGGAGCAGCGGCCGUGAGCGCAGCUUGGACGGAAGCUCGCGCGGCUGCCCGUGCUCGUGCGCGUGCACGAGCUGAGCCCGGGGACGAGCCCAAUGCAGCAGGUGCGCGUGUGCGCGUGCGCGAGCUGAGCCCCGGGGCCGAAGCCGGAAGGCGCCAGUGCCCGCUGCAGGCGCGGCCUGGGCCUGCGGGAGGAUCACGCCGCCCAGCGCGUGUGCCCGUGCGUGCUGACAUGGUGGGCGGGACCCAGCCGAGCAGCCUCGGAGACCUGCAGGUCAUCAAGAUCCUGGGCACGGAGAAGGGGAAGAAGAACAAGACCAACCUGCUCUUCCUGGCCGGGCAGCGCGUGCUGCAGUGGGUGCAGCGGAGUCACGCGACUGAAAAGGCUCUGACCGCGCUGCUCAAGAGCCUCCCGCCUCGGCCUCUGCCCAAGCAGAUGUUCAGUUUGCCGGGGGUCGGGAGGGGACAGUGAGGGCAGGAGAGGGCGCCCUGUCAUGCCUCCUGCCGGUGACCGUGCUGUCCCCUCCAUUCCAGAACAACCUGAACCUGCUCAGAGACCUGGCUGUGCACGCGGCUCGCAGCCUCAGGGCCAGCCCCGACUGGGGACCCUAGAGGACAUCAUAUAUUGAAGAAAACUCACCACACUGCCGGCCCUUAGAGAAGAAAUUGAAAAUGCAUGUGCAGUAAUCUCAGCAACCAAUGUUGCCCACGAAGCAGUUUUCUGUACUUGUAAGUGUCUGAAAGCUGAUGGCCAACACUCUAAGCACCCCUUGUAAUUGUAGAGGCCAAAGAAACCUGUAUUAAUCUCAUGAUG
This is a messenger RNA of Chinchilla lanigera (long-tailed chinchilla), 930 nucleotides long. RefSeq names its product alanyl-tRNA editing protein Aarsd1. The record is from RefSeq and is a predicted model, not a curated record. Lineage: Eukaryota; Metazoa; Chordata; Mammalia; Rodentia; Chinchillidae.